CUCUCACCAACUUCACCUUAAACAAACAGACCCUAAGGGAAAAUGUUUUUCCAAUCAUGCCUAGUUCACUCUAUUGGUUGACCCAUGUAUAAUCAUGAUUUGAUAAGUUUACUAGUGUUAAGAUUUACUUUAACUUUCACAAGCUCAACCGUAUCCAGAUAGUUUACUAGUGUUAAGAUUUUACUUCGAAAGGGCUGAUUCCAGCUAAGUCAUUACCAUCUCGGUUAAGUCUAAACCGGGAGCCCCUUUUUUCAAUUUCCACUCCUUCAAUCACUAUGUUGAAGUUCAACACAUGGCCCAAAAAAACCCUAAUUUAUCUCAAAUGCUUAACUUUCCCACAAGCAUCACCAUUUUCUCGGCAUUCUUGUACCACCACUUCCGAUUCAACCUCAUUCGAAGUCUCCUACCUCAUCCACAAUUUCAAUUUCUCCCAAAAAUCCGCUUCCAAACUCUGCUCCACGUACCGUCUCGGUUUCAAAACCACCCAAAAACCUGACUCUGUUCUCAACUUCUUUGCAAACUUCGGUUUCUCUAAUUCCCAGUUAUGCAACAUGAUUGCCAAGGCACCGUGGUUACUCUCCUGCAACCUCUCCAAAAGGGUGUUGCCAAAGUUCGAAUUUUUCCUCUCCAAAGGUGCUUCUGACUCCGACAUUGUUAGCCUUAUCAGUAAAAACCCUAGACUCUUGUGUCGAAGCUUGGAGAAUCAUACAUCCCCAACCUAUGAAUUGGUUUAUAGAUUCUUGCAAUCUCACAAGGACGCUAUUGCCUGUGCAGUUCACAAUCCGUCUUUCUUUGAAGACAGCCGUGUGCCACAAAACAUCAAAUUGCUCAUUGAUAAUGGAGUGGCUGACUCGAAUAUUGCGAGAUUGCUUCGAAUCAGGAACCGGACAUUGCAGGUGCGUGACAUGGUGAGUUUAUUGAAGGAGUUACAGGAUUUGGGGUUUAAUCCUUCGAAAACUACUUUUGGUGUAGCAAUGAUCGCGAAAACAUCAGUAACCAAAACCAGGUGGAAGGAGAAAGUUGAUACCUUUAAGAAGUGGGGUUGGUCUGAUGAAGAUGUUAUUGAAGCAUUUAAAAAGCAACCUUAUUGUAUGUUAACAUCCAUUCAUAAGAUUAACUUAGUGAUGGAUUUUUGGGUUAACCAGUUGAGCUGGGACGCUCUGGCCCUUGCCAAACAUCCGUCGAUUCUCUCCUUAAGUUUGGAAAAAAGGAUCACUCCUAGGGCCUCUGUUGUGCAAUUUCUUCUGAAUAAUGGUUUGAGAAGAAAGAACGCAAGCUUAACUUCUCCAUUUCUUGUGCCCGAGGAGAUGUUUCUUGAUAGGUUUAUAAAAGAUUUUAAGGAGUCGUCUUAUCUAUUGAAGUUGUACGAGGAGAAACUCAAGCUUGCAUGCACUAGGGACAAAACUUGCAUGUCAUGAAUAGAUUUUCAAGUAUUUGAGCCUUACCGCAUUGUUGUUCCAUAUUUGAUUUGAAAUUUGUUUGGUAUAGACAGACGGUGAUUGGAGCUAGUUUAGGGAGAGUGAUUUGCUACCUUUAGGGAGGGAAAUUCACUAUGAUUUUCUCUCUAUCUCUAUCCUAUAUUAGCUUUACUUACUUGUAACAAAUUUUGCUUUUCUUGAGAUUGAUAUUUUUUCAAAAUCCUUUGUUUAUCAACAUCAUAUAUACUACAUGUUGAAGUUUAAUUUCCUUGCAUUCAUGGGUAUAAAAUACUUAUUUUUGGAGUGUCAUUUCUACUUCCAUGUUUGUUUAACCCAAUAAUCUAUUGCAUAAAUUUAGCUAAGCCAGGAUAUUUUGUUGAAUUUAAAAUGGUAUUUGUAAUCAUGGACAAACACAGCCAUAGUUAUAUGGUAGCUGUGCAAUGUGUUGACCUCUGAUGCAUCAAUAUUGAAGCUACACAGCUGGUUUUGGAUUUGUAGACCACAACUAUUUAAAAUAGUUACCAGUUACCAUUAUUCUUUAGAUUGGUGUUAUUUUUAAAUACUCUUCUUUUGGUUUUCUAAACAUCAGUGUUCCAUUCCAAAGGAAUGGCGUACGGGGGGAAUUGUUUUCUGCCAAACAAAGGAUUGAGGAAAUGUGAUCCUUUAUCACCCUAUCUUUUUGUUAUCUUUUGUGUCUCACAUAAUGUUUACGGAUGACCGGAUACUUUUUAGUCAGGCUACUGAGGAACAAAUGGGUUAUGUUGCUAAUAUUCUUAACACAUUUUGUAGUAUUUCAAGCAUGUUAGUAAUGAAAAAACCAGCAUUUUCUUUUGUUAGAAAUUAGUUAACUCAAGUCUCGGGUUUCCGGAAGACACAGUUUAAUGGUAAGUAUUUUGAAGUACCUCUUACUGGUAAAGCUCAUAAAAGAGGAGAUUUUCAGUAUUUAUUGGAGCAGGUGAAGAAUAAACUAUUUUUUUGCAAGGAGUGUGACUUUAGCCAAAUAUGUUCCCACAUUUUUGAUGAUGAUAGAACUUGACAUAUUCAUUCAGUGAAGUGGAAUGUGGUUAUGAAGCCUAAAUUCUUAGGAGGCAUUGGCAUCAGGAACUUGGACAUUAUGAAUAAAACACGUGUUUGUUAAAAUUGGGAUGGGCGCUUAGGAGUGGAAAAGACACUGGUAUAGAGUGAUCAAAGGUAAAUACAAUAGAGAGAGGAUGAGGAGAAGGAUGAAGUUGCUGCUAAACCUCCGGUCUCCAAAUUUUAGAAGACUCCCUGUAUAAUUCUGGCCUUAUUUGAAUCAAUAUUUGGAAUAGUUGCUGGAUUGAAACUAGUUUGCAUUUGGUGGGUUUAGAUAUUCAAAGACAUGGAUUUUCUAUAAAUUAUAAUGUGAUGGAGCUGCUGGCUGGAGUAGGGAGAUCUCCAUUUUUUUUCCCAGAAUUAGAGAAUACAGUACAAUAAAUAUAUUUGGAUAUUGAAAUCCGAAUUCACCUUUUGCUAUCACGUAGUAGACAGAGCAAUCCGGAUUCGCCUUUUGCCAUUACGUAGAGAGAGCACAUAACAAACAAGUAGUUUAGUCUAGGGAUAUGUCGGGAUAAUGAAAUCUUGAUUCAUCUAUAUUAUCAUAAACACAACACAAAC
This is a messenger RNA of Vicia villosa (hairy vetch), 3053 nucleotides long. RefSeq lists its product as uncharacterized. The coding region runs from base 276 to 1418 and encodes 380 amino acids. The record is from RefSeq and is a predicted model, not a curated record. Gene Ontology annotation, molecular function: double-stranded DNA binding. Gene Ontology annotation, cellular component: chloroplast. Gene Ontology annotation, biological process: chloroplast organization; regulation of DNA-templated transcription. The transcript has a single exon. NCBI's taxonomy places the organism in Eukaryota, Viridiplantae, Streptophyta, Magnoliopsida, Fabales, Fabaceae.